Molecule: messenger RNA, 1290 nt
Organism: Trametes versicolor FP-101664 SS1
Lineage: Eukaryota; Fungi; Basidiomycota; Agaricomycetes; Polyporales; Polyporaceae
Exons: 4
Coding region: 1-1290 (429 amino acids)
Source: RefSeq, a predicted model, not a curated record
AUGUCCGCAAAAUCGAAGUCAAAGCAACAGGAAGCGCUGCAGUUCCUGGACGACCUCGAUAACCUCGAGCCUCCUCCCACGGAUGCGCCGUCCUUGGCCGCGCCAACGGCCCAACCCUCAACGGAGGGCGAAGCAGAGGUGUUCGCAUUCAUCGACGAGAUCACUCAGAAGAGCUCUGAGCCUCCGCGCGUGCACAUCGAUCGUCCGCUCUCGCGCGCCGGCACACCUACCGUGCGGAAGAGCACCGAGCGCGUCAAGCUCGGCGGCGCGGCGCCCCUCCUCCCUGGGUCCGUCCCGCUCUCCAGGACAGACUCGGCGAGCUCGAGGGUGAGCGUUGCCUCUGCGAAGCAGCCCGAGGCGCCGCGGCAGGAGUCCCAACCCUCGGCGGGCGGAUGGGGAUGGGGGAACGUGUGGUCGACAGCGAGCACCGCGCUGCAGCAGGCCAAGUCCGUCGUCGACGAGCAGGUGAAGAACCUUCCGAAGAACGAACAAGCCCGUAAAUGGGGCGAGGGCGUGCUCGAGUACGCUAAGGCUGCGCAGUUGGAUAAGCUCAGCCAGGACUUCAAGCGAGUCGGACUUUCGACCCUAACGGACAUCCUGAAUGUCGUCGCACCGCCCAUUUCGGAGCAUGAAGUCAUCAAAGUGUGGCUUAGCCACGACAUGCAAGGAUAUGAGGGCAUCGAGACCUUGGUGUACCGCGCGCUUCUACGCAUUAUGGAACAGGUCGAGGGUGGUGACCUCGUCGUGAACCGCGGCGACGAGUCGCGUCCCAAGGACACCGCGGAAACCAAGCGAGAUCUGAACGCGCUCGACGGCUAUGACGCUGCCCUGAAGCUCGCACAGGCGAACCUCGAAGAGUUAAUGAGACGCAACGUGAAGCCCGAACAAUCCACCUCGUCGGCGACUCAGAACCCGACUACGUACUCUUACGUCUACCUGCGCGUCCAACCGUACACGACCACGUACGCACUACCCCAACUCCACGCGGACAGCGACGCGGCGGCCGCUGUGCCAAAUCCCACCACUCAAUCAUCUCUGCAAUUCCUCAUCUGCCUGUCCGACCCAGAGCAUAACAUGAUCCAUUCCACGGUCACACAGUCCGUUCCCACGAAAUGGCUCGACCUUUGGGACGAGUAUGAUUGGGUGGAGGACCUCGUCGUCGAAGCCAUCAGAGUUGGUGUCGAAGUUAUCGGACAGGAGUACAUCGGAUCGCGCAUGGGCUGGGACAAGAAGGGUGCCGAGAAGGGGGCUCCCGAGGAAAGUUCAAUCAAUGAGCAGGCUGCAUCGUAG